Trypanosoma brucei brucei TREU927 is the source of this 1590-nucleotide messenger RNA. RefSeq lists its product as hypothetical. Gene Ontology annotation, biological process: glycerophospholipid biosynthetic process. The transcript has a single exon. Gene Ontology annotation, cellular component: mitochondrion. The record is from RefSeq and is a predicted model, not a curated record. NCBI's taxonomy places the organism in Eukaryota, Euglenozoa, Kinetoplastea, Trypanosomatida, Trypanosomatidae. Bases 1 to 1590 code for a protein of 529 amino acids.
AUGUUCUCCGCCUCUUGGGGAGGAAUUGCGAGGCCGACUGCGCUACUGCGACGGCGUUUUAUUCCCCCGUGGGAGCGCGAUGGAAAAGCUGCUGAUGAUUUCUUCGCUGGCUUGAUGCAGAGUAGCAAUCCAGUGAUUACGAAAAAGAAAAUGCAAUCCCGCCAUGAAGAAAUGGAGAGGCAAGCUCUCACCGAGGAGUUAUCCCCUUCUGAUAUGCUUCGAAUAGAAGAGCUACAUUUGCGGAACGAAGCUGUUUUGCGUGAGCGCCGUGACUUCGUUCCAUACGGCGCAAAACCUGUGAUUUACUUCGACAAUAAUAAAAUGGCUGCCAUCGGAGACUAUGCAUCACGACUGAAAACGCAUGCCGCGCCAUCGAGCGGUGGCGGUUACUCAGAUGAUGUGCUGGACAUGCUCAAAGCGGACUUGCAUCAAAAGAUUCCAUACAAAUUUGAGUCUUCUGUGGAGCGCCGCGGAAAUGAACUCCGCUGGCCGUUGCAUGGGACGGCAGGGAUUGUUCUCGAUGUUGACGGGGUCGUGUAUCGCAUGCGAAAGAUUAUUGAGGGAUCUGAUGUGGCCAUUCGCAAGUUAAUGGAGUUGAAGAUUCCCUUGUUAUUUAUGACAAACGGUGGUGGAGUCUCCGAGGAAAAGAAGGCAGAAGAAUAUUCGCGGCUGUUGGGUUGUACAAUUGACGCGUCUCAAGUCUUACUCGCUCACACCCCGAUGAAACUAUUGGCUCAAAUGUACAAAGGGCAGAAAGUGCUGAUUGUUGGUUCCCUAGAGAGUGCCAACGUGGCUAAGGCGUACGGUUUUGAUGGGGCUAUAUCAAUACAGCGAUUUCAGGCGGAGCAUCCGGAGCUGGUUCCCUUCAGGAGAUGGGGAUCACUUGAGAAAGUCUCAGAUGUUAACGUUCCAUUUCCAGAGAUUGCCGCUGUAUUUGUACUUCGUGAACCGGAGGACGCGUUUUGUGAUAUCCAAACGAUCAUUGAUGUGUUGCUUUCGCCGCGCGGUAAAGUGGGUAAGUACGUGUCAAGUACCCAGAGCAUUCCCCUUUACUGUGCCAGUGAUGACUUUCUGUGGGCGGCCGAGGCGGAACUUCCUCGACUUGGCAACGGAGCAUUCCGUGAAAUGCUUCAUGCAGUGUUUUACAGCCUCACUGGUCAGAACCUUCACGUGACAACUUAUGGCAAGCCACGCGCCAUUGCCUAUGCCUUUGCUGAGCGCAGGAUGAAGGAGGUUACCUCGCGUCUAGGUUGGAACCCGGAAGAUAUGCGUGCAAUUUUCAUGGUUGGUGACAAUGUUGACACGGAUAUAAUGGGUGCCAAUGCAAGAGGGGGGAAAUGGACGUCCGUGCACGUUCUCUCAGGUGUAGGUGUGACGCCCGUAGCGUAUCGCACGAAAUCGGAGAAUGAUACAGAAUUCGAAUGGAUGGAAAAGAAUGGAGAUAAGACGCCACACUACGUUGCUCCCACAUUGGACCACUUUGCACGGGAGUUGUUGGCCUUCCCGGAGAACGCAAUGCUUCAGAACAAAAAGAAAUACUAUGGCAUGCCUAACCCUGUCGAUCUCCAUGAAGAUUAUGGCUUCAGUUAA